GCAGGUCUUCAACAGUCAUACACGGCUUAUAAGCUUAACAAAGAUAAUAAGUUUGAACAGUUGCCGGGACUUACAAACUAUACUUCAGAUCAACUAUUUUUUAUACAAUACGCGCAGAUUUGGUGCGAAGUAGUGAGCAAUGAGGGCCACCGCAGAAGUCUUCUCGACGAUCACAGCCCCGGAAGACAUCCAAACAAUGGUUUGAUGUCUGAGUUGACAAUCGAUGGCAGAAACUAUUGGCUAAGGAAUUGGCAAACGAUUCACAGGUUUUCCACAAUUAAUGAUAAUUUGGAUUCAAAUAAAGAUUUGGAGAAAAUAGAGAAAGAGAGACAACGAGUGAAACAACAGAAGAUCACUAAAUAUACACUUCUGGCCAUGUUUUGCAUGUUUUGCGGUUCGGGUCUCUACUGUCUGCUGGAGUGGGGAAAGCCAUCCAUUGAUUCCGACGGCAAUCCAGUGGACGACAAGUUCUCUUCGUUGCCAUUAAUGGUUCAAUACGUGUACAGAGCGUGGGAUACGUUCGCCCACUACGAGCAGGUUCUUCGUGAGCCCACACGAAACCUGUUGUUACCGCCACCUCUGGAGCCGCCUUACUAUCAGCCGCCGUUCACUCUUGUGCUGGAGAUGACGGGUGUGUUAGUCCAUCCGGAGUGGACCUAUCGGACGGGUUGGCGGUUCAAGAAGAGACCGUUUGUCGAUUACUUUCUGCACCAUUUGGCCACUUCUGGUAACUUCGAAAUCGUGGUCUACACCUAUGAACAGGGAUUCACUGCCUUUCCGCUCAUUGAUAGUCUCGACCCAAACGGUUACGUAAUGUAUAGACUGUUCAGGGAUUCAACGCGUUAUGAGAACGGCGUUCACCUCAAAGACUUGAAUUGUCUGAACCGAGACCUAAAUAAAGUGAUUCACAUCGACUGGAAUGGCAACGCGUGUCAACUGAAUCGCGACAAUUGUCUUACGCUGAAGAAGUGGGACGGAAACACUGACGACCGCACGCUCUACGACUUGUCGCACUUCUUGAGGGCGAUCGCCACCGAAGGCGUCGAUGACGUGCGACAAGUGCUCCAACACUACUCACAAUUCGAGGAUCCGAUCGAAGCGUUCAAACUUUUGGUUGCUUUCAAUCGGCUUGUCGUCUUGGUCGGGAGCUGA
Molecule: messenger RNA, 1152 nt
Organism: Medioppia subpectinata
Lineage: Eukaryota; Metazoa; Arthropoda; Arachnida; Sarcoptiformes; Oppiidae
Source: the annotation of a GenBank genome assembly